UCAAUAUUUUGCAAAAUCUUCCAAUAUUUCUUGUAAAUUGUAAUAAGUACUUAUUUGAGUAAGUAAAAUGAUUUACAUUGAAAUUCGUAAUUAAGUAUAUCAAGGAAGUUAGAAGUUUGUUUAGCUGACUGAAGAAUUGCUCCUGAAUCCGCACUGCAUUUUUCAUAUCGAUCGUUGUUAUUUACGGACUACCGUCAAAGCCUCCAAGAUGCCAGCUGCAAGUUUCAGUACUUUGACUAUGAAUUCUAUUAAAGAGGAAUGUUCUAUCAAAAAUGUAUGGAAUCACAACCUUCAUGAAGAAUUUCAUGUAAUUAGGCAGAUUGUGCAAAAGUAUCACUGGGUGGCCAUGGACACAGAAUUCCCAGGAGUUGUUGCCAGGCCCAUUGGAGAGUUUAGAUCCACAGCAGAUUACCAGUACCAGCUACUCAGAUGUAAUGUGGAUCUGUUGAGGAUAAUACAAUUAGGCUUAACAUUCAUGGAUGAGAAUGGCAAAACACCACCCGGAUGUACUACUUGGCAAUUUAACUUCAAAUUUAAUUUACAAGAGGACAUGUAUGCACAAGACUCGAUUGAUUUACUACAAAAUUCAGGUCUUCAAUUUAGAGAACAUGAAGAACAUGGAAUAGAGCCAUUAGAAUUUGCAGAACUUCUUAUGUCUUCUGGCAUUGUUCUAAUGGAUAAUAUCAAUUGGCUAAGUUUCCACUCUGGAUAUGAUUUUGGUUAUUUAUUAAAGCUGCUCACUGAUCAGAACUUGCCUCAAGAAGAAAAUGACUUCUUUGAAAGUCUAAGAUUAUACUUCCCCACUGUAUAUGAUGUAAAAUACUUAAUGAAGUUAUGCAAAAACCUUAAGGGUGGAUUGCAGGAGGUGGCAGACCAACUAGAAUUGAGAAGAGUGGGGCCACAACAUCAAGCAGGAUCGGACUCUCACCUCACUGGCAUGGCAUUUUUUAAAAUCAAGGAGAUAUUCUUUGAUGGUAAUAUUGAAAGUACUAGUGGGCACCUGUAUGGUUUGGGGACUCCUUUUGCAACAAAUGUAAAUAACUUCCAGGACAAUGGUGAUAAUAGCAACUCAUCCUGAUCAGAUCAGAUACUCAUUACUACAUUCACAUUACAGCGUAAUGUGUUGCUCAAUCAAAGUGUGAGCCUUCAAUUGUGAUAAUAUAUUGUUAUAUUAUGUUUUACUAGUCUAGAAAGUUAAUGGUAUCAGCAUUUUUACUGAUAUUUGUUACCAAAACUCUUCAAUCAAUAUGAAGUUAAAACUAUAAGAAUAAAGAACAUCAAGCUCUCAUAACUUCUUAAGUAUUGAUUGUUUUAUGAUAGUAAUAAUGUCAUGCAUGCUAGCAAUGCUAUAAAAAUGAUGUCUAUGUUAUAAUAAGAAAUUUAAAACAUUAAGAUUAAAAAAUAUAAAGCUCAAUAUGAAGACUGUA
Messenger RNA from Pectinophora gossypiella (pink bollworm), 1427 nucleotides. Its product is annotated as CCR4-NOT transcription complex subunit 7-like. Bases 209 to 1078 code for a protein of 289 amino acids. Gene Ontology annotation, molecular function: nucleic acid binding; poly(A)-specific ribonuclease activity. The record is from RefSeq and is a predicted model, not a curated record. The transcript has 8 exons. Gene Ontology annotation, cellular component: CCR4-NOT core complex; P-body; CCR4-NOT complex. Lineage: Eukaryota; Metazoa; Arthropoda; Insecta; Lepidoptera; Gelechiidae.